UCAUUGCUGUUGCAACCGCAGUGAAGUAAUGUUAUUUGAUGGAAAUGCCGCUUUUUAACGGAAUAAAAUCGGUGUAUUUUAUACGUUCGUUUGAAUUCUCAUAAUUUUUUCCAGUUAAAAUCUUAAAAAAUCUUAAUUAUUUUAAUAACAAUGCAUUUGUGAUUAUAGAAAUGUGAAUACUUAAAUAAAAAAUAAAAAAAAUAAUAUCAUUUUACACAUGUCUGUGAUCUACACAUACAUAAGCAAUCGCAAAUGCAAGUGGCAGAUAGUGGCAAAAACAAUCAACCAACACUUGGAAUACUUAUGUAUGAUUGUUUGUAACAAAUGUAGAUAAUUUGAGUGAUAUUUGUGCGAAAGAAGUAAGCAAAUCUUCACACUUCGGAAAGUGAUAAAAAGCAUUUCACAUUGAUAGAUUGUGAAAAUAAUUUAUUUAUCAACUGUUAUGUACCUCGGCCACAUUGGCAUUGUUUGUAUGUUCUUACAUAUACAUACUUACAUACAUAUGUACAUAUAGUAUGUGUUGAUGUCAAGAAGUAAAUACUAAAUCAGUUUACAAUAAAUAUGGCAUUCUCUUUAUUCUCAAUUACUUCAUACUAAAUAACAGAUAACAGUAACAAUAAUAACACACAAUAAAMAAGUACAAAUCAGUAUUUAAUUCUGCUUACUUAAGAACUGUGAAGACUGCACCAUUUAGCACAUAGUUUGGAUGAGCAUGGAAGAUCUCAAUAUUUGCACCAUAGCGUUAGUGAUUAUAGUAUUUUUACUGUUCAUCAUUCGGAUACUCUCCUUAUCAAUUCGAAAUUUAAUUUUAUUGCGGCAACUGAAGUAUGAAGCUCGUCUACGUGCCCAASGCAGUGGUAAUCCAUGCAGCCCACCGGCCAACGGAGACUGCGCAGGAAACGCAGCGCCCAGAAGCGACAAUCCGCCAACAUACGAGUCCGCUAUGGCAAAUUACCUCGACGCAAAGCAACAGUUGCGUCAGAUGGAGGAAGGUGCCUUAGCUGGUGCUAAUGCCAUGACUGCUUCCACAACGACAAUCGAAACGUGUGUCUCUGAUAUUGGCCAAAGUCAAACCGACUUGACGCACAACGCAAACGAUCCCGCACUCACAGGCAGAGUUGUGCUCAACAYAGCCAGCGAAACACCAAAGCCGCUACAGUGAUAAAAAUUAUAUACGUACAUACAUACUAUGGGAUCACUAACGGUAUGAUUGUACAAUUCUACUGAAUAAGGAGUUAUUACACAAGUUAUCCACCACUAACAAUUCAUACAUACAUACUAUAUACUGUACUCUGUAUCAAAUAUAUAUAUAUAUACAUAAACAUA
Molecule: messenger RNA, 1326 nt
Organism: Bactrocera latifrons
Lineage: Eukaryota; Metazoa; Arthropoda; Insecta; Diptera; Tephritidae
Exons: 3
Coding region: 707-1162 (151 amino acids)
Source: RefSeq, a predicted model, not a curated record